AUGGAGGUGCCGUGGAGGACACACGAUUGGCUUUCGAGUCACGCUCGGGCAGGGUGCAUCUCUUUAAAUGUGGAAAAUGCAGAAGUACUUGACGGGUCGCACAUAGUGGGGGAGAACAUAGAGGUGCCUCGGAGCGAAGAGAAGAGUUUAUUCUUAUAUGGUGUUGUUAUGCAACAGUGCAGUGGGCAUGUCGAUGAGGACGUCGACACUAUCAGUGGGGGAGAAUGUCACGGGUCGCACAUAGACAAGUGCUACCGUGACUUCGUUGGGACAUCUAUGUGCUUAUGA
Messenger RNA from Prunus armeniaca (apricot), 288 nucleotides. NCBI's taxonomy places the organism in Eukaryota, Viridiplantae, Streptophyta, Magnoliopsida, Rosales, Rosaceae. The record is from the annotation of a GenBank genome assembly.